AUGACGACAACGUUACCGCGCCCGUCUCGGCCUUCAGUCGGGCCUCCCAAUAUGGCACUGCCGGCCUUGCCAGUGAGCAAGACGCGCAAGAGUACAGGAAAUAUCCCCUCGCCCACAGCCUCGAUCAGAUCAGCCCCGGGCACACCCCGAUCCGGUCUUCGAACGCCGUCGACAAUGAGCCUGGCCCCCCCAGGCCCGGCACCGUCAGCUGCACUCCCACAGCCAAGGACUGGCUCUGGUGUCAAUGGUCCCGGAAAAACUCUCCGCAAGAGUGUCAGCAUCAACUCUUUCCCACAACCGCCCAGGGGAGAUACACGUUCGAGCAGCGGCGUCCCGCCUAGUCCAAGGGCCGCAGACAAACCCCGAUCGACAAGGAAGCCCUCAAAGGUCGCGAAGGAAUCCAUGUACAGCACGCUGAGUUCGAGCACACCAAGCUUCCUUAAUGGUAGCGGGGAAGGAAAGUCAAUUACGAGUGUACGCAUGUCAGACGGUUUGAUCAGUGUUGCGUCACCACCUCAAAGUCGUAGUUCUUCAGCACAAGAUUCAUACUCGACAUCAGCUACGACAUAUGAUGACCCCGCGGAAGGAUCGGGCCAGAAACCUGAUGCCUCAAAUGACAAGCGAGCAUCAAAACAUGAUGGGAAGGGGAAUGUCGUUGUAAGUGUCAGGGUUCGACCAGACGCUAACGGAAACAACGGGAGCCCUGAGGGUGAGUGGAUGGUCGAUGGGCGCAAGUCGCUCAUCUCGUUCAGAGGGAAGGAUGGUGGUGACCAUUACUAUGACAAUGUUUUCACGACACAUGACAAUAACUCCAGAGUAUACGACCAUAUUGCGAAACGGCUAGUCCGACGGGUUAUGGAGGGUUACCAUGGUACUGUCUUUGCGUACGGUAUGACUGGCACCGGAAAGACAUUUUCUAUGCAAGGAACCGCUUCAUCACCAGGCGUGAUUCCACUUGCCAUCACCGAUAUCUUUUCUUACAUCCGAGAAACACCAUCACGGGAAUUUUUGCUGAGAGUCAGCUAUCUGGAGAUUUACAAUGAAAAAAUCCAUGAUUUAUUAAGUAUGCCCAUUGCGAACGGCGUUGGAGGGGGUGCACAGCAAGAAGAGAUUAAGCUACGUGAAGACAGCAAGCGCGGUGUGUAUGCUACCCCGCUGAAGGAGGAGAUCGUUCAGAGCCCUACGCAGCUCCUGCGAGUCAUUGCACGAGGCGACCAAGCCCGAAGGACCGCCAGUACACAGUUCAACGCUCGAAGUUCACGAAGCCACGCAGUCGUUCAAAUUGUCGUGGAGUCUCGGGAGAGAAUACCAGGUGUUUCGGUUGCAGGCGAGGGUAAGCGGUCUGGCCUUUUGCCUGGUGGCGUGCGAGUAUCAACACUCAGCUUAAUCGACCUGGCUGGCUCCGAGAAGGCCGCUGAAUCUAAAGAGCGUAGACAAGAAGGUGCUCAUAUCAACAAGAGUCUGCUCACCCUGGGCACGGUUAUUUCAAAACUUUCAGAGUGGAAGGAGAAAGAAGCAAAGGGCACAGACAAGGAAGGGAAGCAUCUUCCAUAUCGUGAUAGCAAACUCACUCGGCUGUUGCAGGGAGCUUUAUCUGGGAAUUCUCUAGUGAGUAUUCUUUGCACGAUACAGAUCGGAGCCGGUAAUAGCGCGGCUUUGGCCAACAAUCACACUCUGGAAACGAUUAAUACCCUCAAAUUUGCCUCGAGAGCCAAGAAUAAUAUCGUUAGCCAUGCAAAGAAGGCCGAGGAAGCUCUUGGAGCUGGCGGCGAAGGCGGAGCUCGAGUUCUGCUUGAGCGCUAUCGCAUGGAAAUCUCGGAAUUGCGCCAGCAACUUGAGUCUCAGGCAAAGAAGAACAAGGGGGAAGUGGUGGAGGAAGAAGAAAAGAUACACAACGAAGAGGAAGAGAAAGCCAGAGAAGCUGAGGCUGCGGAGCGACAUGAGGAGCAAAUUCUUGAGAUGCAACUCGCCCGGACAGCCCUGAAGGAACGAAUCGACCAUCUGAACCGCCUCAUUCUCAGCUCAAAGUCCAUCGGUGUCAAUUCGAAUGGGUCAAUAAGCUCUCUCGGUCAAUAUGCCCGGUUUUCCCAGUUCUCGCAGAUAUCUUUGCCAGCAUCAAUUCGCUCGUCAGUUGCCACUUCUGUAGGUGGCAAACCGCUGAUGGAACGUACAUCAUCUAUGACAUCGGCAUCUUCGACCAUCGGCCGUCGAUCUAGUGGUGGCCAGAAGAUUGGAGAUGAAGUUGGAGACGCUGAAGAUGAUAGUGCAGGUGAAUUUGGUGAUGGUACAGCAUCUUUGACGGCUCAGAAUCGUGCCCUACAAGCCGAUCUUGCAGACAAGAAUCGAUAUAUUGCGACGUUGGAAAAGCGUCUUCUUCAAGCACGUCGCGCGAGCUCUAGCCGGGCAUCCGUGGGUUUUGCGGCCCCGAACAAAGCUAUUAUGGUCGGAGAAGAUCACAGUGUAUCUGCUGCCUUGCGGGAAAAAGAUUCCGAGAUAGCAGAUCUUCGAGCAAGACUUGACGAUAAGGAUAGAAUGUUGGCUGCUUUGAGAAGUGCAGCACGGUCACGCGACACAGCCGAAGCGACUGUUGAGCCUCGUUCUCCGCCUCCUCAACAAGAGGGCCAUCCUGAAGUAGCCAUCGGCGCGAAGCCAGUGGAGGUAGAAAAGAAGCGAACCCGAGGUGUUGACGAGAUGAAUAACCUUUUGGACGAAAUGCUACAAGAUCGGGUUGAGAGAGGCCAGGUGGUACGUGGCAAGCGAGGUAGCGUACGCCUGGCGGGUGGACAGAAGAUGGACUCCUUAGCAGAACCCAACUUUGAGCCUUUACGACGAACUCCCACGCCGAAUCCCCCUGAGGAGCGGAAAGACAUGCCGGCAGAGGCAUAG
This is a messenger RNA of Fusarium tjaetaba, 2886 nucleotides long. Its product is annotated as centromeric E. Gene Ontology annotation, molecular function: microtubule motor activity; microtubule binding; ATP binding. Lineage: Eukaryota; Fungi; Ascomycota; Sordariomycetes; Hypocreales; Nectriaceae. Gene Ontology annotation, biological process: microtubule-based movement. Bases 1 to 2886 code for a protein of 961 amino acids. The transcript has 2 exons. The record is from RefSeq and is a predicted model, not a curated record.